Naegleria gruberi is the source of this 3285-nucleotide messenger RNA. RefSeq lists its product as uncharacterized. Bases 1 to 3285 code for a protein of 1094 amino acids. The record is from RefSeq and is a predicted model, not a curated record. Lineage: Eukaryota; Heterolobosea; Eutetramitea; Acrasida; Naegleriidae. The transcript is spliced from 2 exons.
AUGUCUUCAUCUUCUUCCUUACUAGCCACCCUUCCAAGCGCCUCUCUCUCAACCAUUAAGAGGAGAAGGAGCGAGUUGGUAACUCUAGAAAAAAUUCUCAAAGGACAAGAUGAUCAAAUCAGAGCAGAGAUUAAUUUGUUUGAACAAGUUGAACAAUUUUUUGAAACUACGACCAAUAAUAAUCGCAGUAGUGGUGUUGUUAUGAAGCAUUGUGCUAAUUUCAUCAAAGCAAUGCGGAAAGUAAUCGAGAAUAUCAAGGGAAAGGUUGUAAUUUCGUUCUUUGCCAAGCCUGGUUAUGGCAAAUCCUUCAUGAUCAAUAAUGUGAUUAGUGGAUUUGAAUGUAGAUACGACAGCCCUCUUCCUUCUGGUAGAUGUAGUGGCAAAGGACUCACUACCACUGUGAUUGAUGUAAAGUACGGAGAGCACUAUAACCUAACCAAGGUAAUGUGUACUCAGGAUGAGUACUUGUUGAGAGCAAAGCUUUUCAAUAAGAGCAAUGUUAAAAAUUAUGAAGCAAAAGAUUAUGAUUUCAAGAGAGAAACUGUAACUAUUGAUAAAGAUAAUACUCUUCCAUAUCUAUUGGCAAACAACAUUAUAGUAAGAGAUAUGCCAGGUUAUGAUGAACAUUCCCAAUCAGAUUUGUAUAAGCAGUACAUUAAGGAAAGUAUGGAAGAUACUUGCAUUCUUGUUUCAGGAAUUGAGAAUUUCAGAAGUAUUUUUGAUGAUGGUCUUGUUAAGAAAUAUUGGGAAUAUGGCAUCUAUUCACCAAAACAAGCUUUCGCUCCAUCUAUUAUGAUAGGUGUAAAUGACAAGGAGCAAGGGGAUGCUAAGGAAUAUGAGCGUACUGACUUGACAAAUGAUCAUGAGACCUUGAAAUCCAACUUUAGAGAUCAAAUAGCAAACUUUUUCGAUAUUUACAUUGAAGGAGCAAAAAAGUUAGAUAAUUGCAAGAAUGAGGAAACCAAUUUUAUGGAAAACAAGAUUGAGUUUGUAACAGACUUGAGCACCAAUGUUUCAGUUCUUGCAUUUCCACCUAAAAACCACAAAUCGGAAAUAUUCAAAAAGCAGUUUUCUACUCAAAUAGAACAAGCAAGAUUCAAAAUUAUUGAAAAUAAUUGUGGUAGAUUAAGAGACAUUGCAAUUAUUAUUCUUUCAAAUAUUCUCUGCAAGACAACUAAAGAGAAAGAAGCUUCAGUUGAUCUUAAAAAAAAAUUGACAAGCCUUAAAACUAACAUUUUAGAAAAAUUGAAUGCUAAAAUAGAGCAAACAAAAACUGUUUCACCAACCUAUGAGGUUCUUAUGGAUGGCAAUGAAGCUUUUUCAGCCAUUCAAUUCAUCACCAAUUUGUACAAUUUUUUCAAAAAGGGAAUUGAUGAAUGUUUUAAUAUGACAGACAUGGAAGAAAUGUUAGAAAAAGGCAAAAAAUCAAGAUUUCAAAAAGAAGAAAAGAAAAAAGAAUGGAAAGAAAUAUAUGAAGAUUUCCAUAAAAACUUUCUUGCAAUAAUAGAAACAAUGAAGGGGAAUGCUAAUGAGUUGGCAAGUGACUUGAAUUCAUUUCUGAAAUUAAAGCUACCUGCUAUUGAAGCCGAGUUGGAAGAAGAAUUUGUAAAAAGUUUAGUUAAUGCGCUGAACCCUGAAACAGAAGAAGAAAUUGAAAACGAUUUGAUCUUAGAAAUUUACAAUUAUAUUUGUGAUUACGCUGACAAGCUUUCAGAAUUUUUGAGAGAUACUGAAAAAAUUCAAAGUUUGAAAUCAUCAGAAAAGGACAAGAUUAAGGAUCUUCUUGAAAUUUACAAGAAAAAGAAACCUCAAUCAAGCACUCUUGACAUUACCUUGAAAUCAAAAUUACAAAAUCCUCAACUCUCUCCAACCUCUGGUUUGAAAUUUCCUAUUACUGAGAGCCGUCAGGUCUCAGAUUUAAAAACUAAAGAGUAUGUCGUUCCCAUAGACCCGGUUAGUAAAUUCUCCCUUCCAAAGUUGAAAAAGAGCGAUCUGAUAUUGGAAAAGUUGGAUAUGAGUGAUUCAAAUAGUAAUGAGGCUGUCAUUUCCUUUGAUUGGGAAUCAAAAAAGCUAUCUAUCUCUUAUUCUGAAGAUUGGAAACCAAAUCUAAUGAUUACGCCUCUUACUGAAUUAGAGAAACAACAAUAUCUAUUUUUCAUUGUAACUGAGCGUCGCUAUGUUGAAAGAUACAAGAAGAUAUUGAAGGAAUCAAAUUUUGAAUCCAACUAUAAUUUUUUAAUUCUGGAUGAAAAUGUAAAAUUAGGAUAUGCCAGAGCUGAAACUUGUGUAUUCUUAACUUGUGAACAUUUUCAAAUGGAAACUGCCAUUAUUAUGCAUGAUGAUAUUAGACUUUUCUAUGAAUAUUUACACGAUCAAAAGAUUACAACUCCUCAUAAAUAUGCCAUGACAAGAGCUUGUUUACAAUUAGAAGAUACAUUGUAUGAAGAAUUAUUUGCUCCAAAACAAAUUAAUGAGGUUGUCGACAAGUUAAAUAGUAUCCUUACGGUAGAAAACUUGUCCUAUUCACUGACCAGUUUGAUGAAAAAGAUUGACAAAAAUGAAAAAUAUGAAAAACUGACUGAUGAAAUGAAAGAAAAACUAUUGGAAACUGUCACAGAAUAUAUUGCCAGCAUUAAGAAUAAUGACUCUAGAGAAAUAGCAUUGGCUAAAGUUGCAAAAAAUCCAAAUACCUUUAUUGAAUAUGCUACAAUUGCAGGACUUAAAAUUGUUGAUGACGUUGUGAAACUGUUUGACAGAGCUCAACAUGUUGGUAGAGUUUCCUUGUACGAUUAUCAAAUUAAUCCUACCACAAGAAACAAAGUUUAUGGUCUAAGCAAACCAACACACAUUCUUUCUAACUCCAAAUCUUCAGUCUACAUUUAUUAUAUUAGAGCAAUGAAGGGAAUUCAUUCAAUUAGUGAUGAAGAGUUUUGGAAGAAACCUGUUGACACCGAAAGAAAGAAGUUUUUAAAGAAAUUCACUUCAAAAAACAAGACUGAAUCUUAUUGGAAACAAGUUGCCGAAAAGGGAUACAGAUAUGCAGAUACUUUCUUGAAAACUCAAAUGCUCUUGCAUGGUGUUGGUAGUUUCCAAUUAUUCUCUUUUGCCUUCUCAUCAAAUUCAAAUGCUCCAUCUUUAAACGACUACAACGAUGCAAAGAGAGGUGAAAAUUUUGACAGUGAUAAUGAACAAGAGACUGGAAUUGAAGAAAUUGCUGCUGUUUCUGAUAACAAGAAAAGAAAACGAAACCUCAAAAAAUCCUCUUCAAAGAAAUCUAAAAAAUAA